UAAGAGGGUGGCAACAGCCUAAGCCCUGAGUAGGGUGAGGGGCCACCUCCAUAUCUAAAUGUUAUCUAGGCUUGGGGAGGCAGGGGUAUGGGCUUGGGUUUGAGAAAGCUGGGCUUUGCAGUGCUUUGGAGUGAGAAGUUUGGGAUCCGUUGGCUGGGACAGGAAGGAGGGAGUCUGUGUUGGGCCAAAUUAAACUAUAGGCACCUGGGAACUAGGCCUAUCAAGUCUUAUUAAAGAAGGUCCUUGCAGGCAUGGGGCUAGAGGGCAGCUCCUGUGGUCCAGGUUGGCGUUUCAAGGAGCAUACAGGGCCCUUGGUUUACGUUUGGUGCCUUAAGAGGGAGCCUUUUAGGCCUUUCAGUGAUUGGCUAUCUUUGGGGACAGUGGCAGGAGAAAGGUAAUAUUGCUGGGGACAGAUUACACCCCCAAGAGGCUAAAGAUGAAUUGGCAACUCCCUCUGCAGUGCCCUCCAGUCCAAAGGUGAAGACAGGCCCCUUACAGAUCCUGCACCCUUUCUCUUUUCAGGGCCAGUCCCUGCCUCCCUGGCCCUCCAGCAUUGAGGCCCUCAGGCCCCAGUGGUUCCAGCUAGGGGAGGGCCUGAGCUUGAGCUGGGCAAGCAGCUCGGGGCCCCAAACCGGUUUUCCCACCUUGACUAGGGCUGGCACAUCACCCCAUGGUUCCCUCCCCCCCACACCUCCUUGCAGUUCUUCCUCUCUCCACCCUGGAAUGUUAAGGGGGGGAUAUCCAGGUUAUCUUUUGUCUCUUGCCUGCCCUGGGUGUGGUCCCUUCUAGAAAGGCAAAGCCACUAUGUAUUACUUUAAAACAAGAAGGUGGAGUGACUGUUCCCCACUUGGCCUUUUGCACUCCUGGGACACACGGAUCCCUUCUAGGCCUUCAAAACUAAGAGCAGAAAGCAAUUGGAAGUCCACUUACCAUCACCCCUCUCCUCAUCUGAGCCCUGGAGAGGAGACCAGAGAGUCAUGAGAAAGCCCAGCCUACCCUCUGGCCUGCUCUGGAGUAAGUAGGCGGGGGCAGUAGCCUUCUCCCAAGGUGCCCCUGGUCAAUCCAAGCCCCUCACCUCAAAUACCAACAAGGGAAAUCCCUUCUAUUUGUCUCCUGCCUAGAAGAACACCUUUUUUGUAGGAACUGAGAUCAUCUCAUUAUUGACACCAACUGAUGUUAAUAGGGCUCUUGCCACAUGCCAGGUAAUAUGCUAAGCACUUUAGAUGCUCACAAAACCCCUGUAAGGUAGGUAAAAACCAUGAGAAACAGGGAAUUACAGUAAUGUGCCCAAAGCCACACUACUAGUCUGUUGUGGAAGCAAGCUUGCUUCCCAGGCUGACCCUAGAAGUGGCCCUUUACUGCUACUCUGUGCCCCUUCACUAAAGAAGAACCCAUCUUCCUAACCCUCCUGAAGAUGUGGAAGAAUAGCUCUUCAGAGGGAGAUGAGGGGUGUGGAAGUGUCUACAGGAGCUCUUGCAACUCAUACCUAUAACCAACUCCCUGUCCAGCAGUCGCAUACAAAUACAGGUCUUCUGUAAAUACCCUUCCCAUUCUCCCCAUAACCCUGUUGGACAAGUAGUUGAGAACUACCCUCAUUUCACGAAGGAGGUAAUAGGGUUAUGGAGUUAAAUGACCUGCCUGAGGCACUGGCCUUGAGCUCUGGUGUUCUCCCUGGGAGUCAGGGUUACAUAUUAAAUGCCCCACCAGGACACUGCUGGGAAGGCGGGAGUGGUGACGGCCCAAUGAGCACAGAGCUUUGAGAAGGGGCCCAGCAAGGAGGCACUGUCACGCAGUCUGUCACACGGUCCAGAUGGGAAGCAGCAGAUUAACAAUGGAUGCCCAGAUAAAUCUGACAAACAUUGAGAUGCUGCUUUCACUUGGGACUGAUCAUUGAAGGAUCCAGAAGGAUCCCAGCCCCAGGGGAAGCAGGUGCAGAGGUUCUGGGACCUGGUUGGCUUUGGCAGGUCCCAGAGUAGGACAGUGGGUGGUCAGCAGGUGGCGUGAGUGCAGAGGUGAUUUCUUUUUCGGAGGCGGGAAAGACAAGGCCACCUAUAAUCGCCUUUUCAAAUCUGGGGCCUGAGGAGAGAUAACGUGGGAAAACUACAACUCCCAGAAGCCUCUGCCCCCUCCAGAGUCAAGGAUGGUUGCUAUGGUUUCAGAAAACAAUAUGGCUGCUCCCAGCUGGGACAGGAGUCUGGGGUUUAGAGAGGCAGAAGCCAGUCGAGGCGCUCGCAGUGGCGAGGGAGGAGGCGCUUGAGAGGUCGUGAGGUUGGAGCUGGACGCUGCACUGCUGGAACGGCCUGGUUUUGCUGAAGGCGCCAAUGGCAGGCAGCGUGGACGAGGAGGCGCUGCACCAGCUGUACCUGUGGGUGGACAACAUUCCUCUGUCCAGGCCCAAGAGAAAUCUCUCCCGGGACUUCAGUGACGGAGUUCUUGUCGCAGAAGUCAUCAAGUUUUACUUCCCCAAGAUGGUGGAGAUGCACAAUUACGUCCCUGCCAACUCUCUCCAACAGAAGCUCAGCAACUGGAGUCACCUGAACAGGAAGGUGCUGAACAAGCUGAAUUUCUCGGUACCGGAGGACGUGAUGCGCAAGAUCGCGCAGUGCGUUCCAGGUGUGGUGGAGUUGGUGCUGAUUCCGCUGAGGCAGCGUCUGGAGGAGCGGCAGAGGCGCGGGAAGCAGGGCUCAGGCUCCUUACAGGAACUGGCUCCGCAGGAUGGCACUGGCUACAUGGAUGUGGGUUUGUCCCAGAAGACCCGAGGGGAAGGUGACCCAGACCCUCAGGGAGAGGGGCAGCUCAGAGGAGGCCGGCUGCCAGCGCCCCGGCCUCCGGCGUAUAGCCAGGUGCUUCAUGGCGACCCAAGCUUCGUCCUCCAGAUUGCUGAAAAGGAGCAGGAGCUGUUGGCCUCACAGGAGACUGUGCAGGUCCUACAAAUGAAGGUGAGGCGCUUGGAACACCUGCUCCAGCUCAAGAACGUGCGCAUCGAAGACCUCUCCCGGCGGCUCCAGCAGGCGGAGCGUAAGCAGCGGUGAGCGGCGGCUCGGCCGCGCUGGGACGCCCCAGUACCCUCGAGAACCCACACCGCGACCGACGCACCCACCGACGGACGGACGAACGGACCCACCAACCGGCUGGCGGAGCCAGCAGCUCCAAAGAGCCUCCUGGGGCGUGAGCGCGCCCCUGCUUUUGGGGUGGGGGUGGGCGUGGAGCCCUCCAAGCGGAGCCCCAGGACUGAGCCACCUCCUUAUACUCCAUCCGGGU
Molecule: messenger RNA, 3261 nt
Organism: Hipposideros armiger (great roundleaf bat)
Lineage: Eukaryota; Metazoa; Chordata; Mammalia; Chiroptera; Hipposideridae
Gene: SPEF1
Product: sperm flagellar and cilia associated 1
Exons: 7
Coding region: 2322-3032 (236 amino acids)
Biological process (GO): regulation of cytoskeleton organization
Cellular component (GO): axoneme
Molecular function (GO): microtubule binding
Source: RefSeq, a predicted model, not a curated record